Xiphias gladius (swordfish) is the source of this 2829-nucleotide messenger RNA. RefSeq names its product regulator of G protein signaling 14b (gene rgs14b). Gene Ontology annotation, biological process: signal transduction. The transcript is spliced from 15 exons. Gene Ontology annotation, molecular function: GTPase activator activity. The record is from RefSeq and is a predicted model, not a curated record. NCBI's taxonomy places the organism in Eukaryota, Metazoa, Chordata, Actinopteri, Istiophoriformes, Xiphiidae. The coding region runs from base 221 to 1987 and encodes 588 amino acids.
GACAGAAGUAGAAAGACAGACACACUGAGGGAGAGAGCGAGAGAGAGGUUUCAUGAACUAUAGCCGGCUAUUAGCAAAACAGUGGUUUACUUAUGAAAAACUAUCCACUGCAUUUGCACUCAUCAUAUUAUGUGAUGAUAAUGUUAUAGGGGUUUACUGUGCUCCGGAUCUCUUUGGAUUAUAGCCAAACUGACUGAAUUUGAAUAACUGAAGCUUGGAAAUGCAGUAUCUUUCACUGAAGUCAUCCAUGCUCUUUAUUUUUAUUUACAUAGAGAGCCAGGCAGUGUCAGAUGGAGAGUUGAACAUGUCUGCACGGGGCUGUGGAGGCAGCAACUCCAGCCUUCCAGGGACUCCGGGCGGAGAGGCUGGCCCCGCCAACAGCGUGCUGAGCUGGGCCGUUUCAUUUGAGAAGCUGUUGGAGGACCCCUCUGGGGUCAGUUUCUUUACGGCCUUCUUGAAGUCUGAAGUGAGCGCAGAAAACAUUUUAUUCUGGCAAGCUUGUGAAAAGUUCAGGAAAAUUCCAGCCACCUCCUCGGACAAGCUGAAAGCACAGGCUCGCUCCAUCUACAACACCUACCUGUCUGACAGCGCUCCCUACCCAGUCAAUAUUGAUGACACCGCCAAGACAGAGGAGAAGGACCUGGAGCAGCCCACACCUGACAUGUUUAACAAGGCUCAAGCACAGAUAUUUAAGUUGAUGAAGAUGGACAGCUACAGGCGCUUUGUGCGCUCUCCUCUUUACCAGAGGUGCACUUUGGCAAGUGUAGGAGGAAAACUUCUACCUCAGGUCUCUCAUGAGCCAGUCCACUCGGGAUCCUUGGAAGAUGUGACCACCAGAAGCCCUUUGCUCGGUGACAAGAAGAAUAAGAAGUCAGGCUCUAACAGCUUGCCGGGUGGCAAGUGUGCCUCAGAGAAACAGCGACAGAAAAGAGGAUCCUGGGGAGAUGCAUCCAACACCCAGGGUGCAGUCUUGCAGAACGAAUCACAUAUGUCAGUCAAGUCAACCAGCAGUGUGGAGCUUGGCUCCCUCUACAGGCAGAUAGAGAAUGGCAGAUCGAGUCCCCGGUCUCCAGAUCAAGGAGGUGGAGGUGGGAGUCGGAUAGGGGUGGAGGGGGGCUACUGCUGUGUCUAUCUACCUGAUGGCAGUGCCUCCCUGGCCCCCACACGUAAUGGCCAACCCAUCAAAGACAUGCUGGCUAGCCUGUGUGAAAAGAGAGGCUUUCCGCUGAAAGAUGUCAUCAUCUACCUUCAAGGGAAGGACAAGCAGCCCUUAUCGAUGGACCAGGACUGCUCCGUACUGAGAGAUCAGCAGGUCUCUCUAGAGCUCAGGGUGACGUUUGCGCUGGAGAUUGCCUUCACUGGUAAGACAGUGGGGAUCAUGGUGAAGUCUAGUAAGACGCUGCAGGAAGCCCUCUCUGCGGUGUUGCAGAAGCACCAGCUCAAGCUGCAAGAGGCCCUGGUCACCAUGGUUGGAAGAGACGAGCCUAUGAACAUGAGCAGCAACGUGUUCAGACUGGCCAAUAAGACGUUACGACUUGACAAAACUAAAGGAAGCGAUCAGACCAGCGUUUCCAGAGGCAGUGGUUCUGCUGCAGCCACACAGGCAGGAGUACCGAGUGGAGGUGGCGCGGAGGCCCGAUCAUCGCUGCAGACAGACAGAGCUAAGAGUCAGCCCAAGCCCAGUAAGAACCGCGACAUGGAUGGGUUUAUGGACAUGCUGACAAGAGCUCAGUGCUACAGGGUUGAUGACCAGCGAGGCCUCCUGACCAAAGAGCAGCUGGAGGUCCCUCUGUUCUUGCAGCUGUCCUCGAACCAGGAGCGGGACACAGAGCCAGAAGAGCCCAGUACAACCAGCUCCCAGACUGGAAAAUCUAAAGAGGAAUCAGAGGAUAAGACGUCAUUACCUUUAAGUCGAGCUGGGGCAAAGGAGGGAACCCCUGAUUUUGCGAAAUCAGAAUCCAAAGACUUAAGGGAAACAGACGUUUGAAAGACUUUCAUGUGUGGGGUGGACAAACACUUGAUCCAGAACCACAAUGAACAUUCAUCAUGUCAAAAGACAAAAACUAAUUUUAGUCAAAAAUAGUUGAGCACUUUUCACAAUUGUUUACAAAUAAGCUCUGAGACAGCAGUGUGCUAAUGUCUCUGCUACUUAUAAUUAGCCUCUUCAGGCAAUAUGGAAAGAAGAGAGGCCAUGGCAAGCAUUUUAUAGUGUCAUCUCAAAACACUACACGUCCCUAUGGGAAAAUGUUUGCUAUGAAUUGUUUAAUGCACCCAAAAAUGUGUGAAAAGAAGGUUUAGUUCUACAUUUCACCCUGAAACCAGUGUAUUUAAAUAGCUUUUCCCUGAUGUUUAAUGCUGUAUAGUUUGAGUUGCAGUUCACAUUGCUUCUGUUUCUCUCUAACAUUGUGUUCAUGCCUUUCUGUAAACUCUAAACCAAAACAUGUUUCUGCACAGGAACCUGUGACUGUCCAGAAGGGGUUCUGAAGUGUAUUGCACGAUUGUGUUUUCUUUAUUUCUAUUAUUAUUAUUAUUAUUAUUGAAGGUUUUUACACUUUAACAGUUUUUAAUAUUUUAAAUUACUGUUUUCAUUUUGUGUGCUUACUUGCUAUUUCGUGUAUGUCUGCUGUACUUAAAUGCAGUUGGUUUGCUGUGAUAGCACUUUGCGAGGCCCUUGUCAAGUCGUGUUUUCCUGUCAGUUUAUACUAAAUAUCAGUGUCCAGAUCAUUCAUUAGCAAUGUGGUAUUACAGGGAGUGAAUCCGAUGUUGUGAUCAUCAAAAAUAUCCCACAGGGUGUAUCCAAAGAAUAAAGUGUUUUAUGAUGAAAUGUGA